Messenger RNA from Arctia plantaginis, 987 nucleotides. Lineage: Eukaryota; Metazoa; Arthropoda; Insecta; Lepidoptera; Erebidae. The record is from the annotation of a GenBank genome assembly.
AUGGCAGACAGAGACACAGAUGAGUUAAACAUCGAUAACGUAAUAAAAAAAUUAUUAAAAGUUCGAGGCGAAAAGCCUGGAAUGAAUGUACAGUUAACGGAAAUAGAGAUCAAAGGGCUAUGCUUGAAAUCUCGAGAAAUAUUCUUGUCACAACCAAUAUUACUUGAAUUAGAAGCACCGCUAAAAAUUUGCGGUGACAUUCAUGGUCAGUAUUACGACUUACUAAGGUUGUUCGAGUACGGCGGUUUCCCGCCAGAGUCGAAUUACUUGUUCCUCGGCGACUACGUUGAUCGUGGCAAACAAUCACUGGAGACGAUAUGCAUGCUGCUCGCCUACAAAAUCAAAUAUCCUGAGAACUUCUUCCUUUUACGUGGCAACCAUGAAUGUGCUAGCAUUAAUAGGAUUUAUGGAUUCUACGAUGAAUGCAAACGGAGGUAUAACAUCAAGUUAUGGAAAACUUUCACAGACUGCUUCAACUGUUUACCUGUUGCGGCGAUAGUUGACGAGAAGAUAUUCUGCUGCCAUGGUGGCUUAUCGCCGGACCUUCAGGCGAUGGAACAGAUCCGGCGGAUCAUGAGGCCGACUGACGUUCCGGACCAAGGAUUGCUCUGCGACCUGCUCUGGUCCGACCCCGACAAAGACACCGCCGGCUGGGGCGAGAACGAUCGUGGCGUGAGCUUUACUUUUGGCACUGAGGUGGUCGGCAAGUUCCUGUCUAAACACGAGUUCGAUCUGAUAUGCCGAGCGCAUCAGGUCGUCGAAGACGGUUACGAGUUCUUCGCCAAGAGGCAGCUCGUCACCCUCUUUUCAGCCCCCAACUACUGUGGUGAAUUUGACAACGCCGGAGCGCUAAUGUCAGUGGACGAGACCCUGAUGUGCUCGUUCCAGAUCCUCAAGCCGGCCGACAAGCGCAAGCUGUACUCCGGCCUCAACAUGGGCCGCCCCAACACGCCGCCGCGCGCACAGCCCAAGAACAAAAAGAACUAG